CGCACAUCAAAAAAGUCCCCCAUGCCGCCGCCGCUGCUGCUGCUGCUGCCUCCGCCUCCUCUGUCCCCUCGCACCCACCUCACUGCCAAGUAGGCCCCACCAUGCACCAGCUCCUUCCCCCCGCCUCCUCCUCCUCCUCCUCGUCGUCGCUCGUGUCGCGCGCCCGCACCGCGAUCCACUCCGCCGCCGCCCGCGUGCUCACCGACAUCAAGGCCGACCUCCGAGAUGCGGACGGAUCCGGGGGGCUCAGGGCGCCGUCGUCCAGGGCGUCGGCGGAUCGGCCGGCCGCCGACGCGGGGUCGCCACGCGACGAGAUUCCAGAUAUAACCCACUCACCGGAUGGGGAUAGCGCAAAUAUUGAAUCUGACUCAACUUCUUCGACAAAGACGGCCUUUCCUUCAGUUUCAGUCGUUAAGCAGCUGGUUGCUGCCAUUGACAACGGUAAAAAUUUCAAGUCAAUGAAUGAUAUGAGGUCUAAUGGAGACCAACUACUGAAAGAGAAAGGGGGCUUGAGCUUAUCUGUUGUUAAAUCACUUGUUCGCCGUGAAAAGGAUGAAAGAUCGAGCUCUGAAUUUGUUGGUGAUGAUGAAACACAAUCUUUGAUGUACUCGUUGUUCAAAUUAGAGCAACAUUUUCCCCAUGACAAAAGUCAAUGCAACUCAGAGUUGCAACAUUCGAUAUCUUUGCCCAAGGAUCUACAUGGUGCACCACCUGGAAGUUUUACUCAUCAAAUAGCAGAGACUAUUGGCAAUAUUAGUUCUGUAUACAAAAUGGCGUUCUUUUGGCAAUCCCUAGUUCUUGAGUUGAAGAAACUAUGGUCCGAUGGGCAACCGGUGCCUCGGAUGCCACUGGAUGCUGCUCCGGACUUGAAUUGUUGUUUACUGCAUCAGGAGAUACAAGUCAUCAAUUGCUGCAUUGCCAGGAAAAAACGAAGAAAAGCUGCUAAAGAAUCACUGGAUUCAUUGUUAAAACGCUCAAGUAUCGAUAACUCAAAUCACUUGUAUUCAAAUGGGGAGUCUCCUGACAACGAGAUGUAUGUAAAAGGUACCGCUGGUGAUAACGUUCUCCGGCUUGGUGCUGAUCAUCCGUCUGAUAACUUAACAUUGUUGGAAACUGGUGAGCCUGUAUAUUCUCCAACUCUGCAGGAAGGCCCCAUUAUGACAGCAGAGCUUAUAAAAGAAACAGAAGAACUUGUCUUAAGAACUGGAAGUGUUGGUGCUGGGUGCUCUCAACUUCUAUCAGAUAUGCAAGCCUUCAAGGCUGCAAAUCCAGGGUGUGUCCUGGAAGACUUCAUUAGAUGGCACUCCCCACCUGAUUGGUCUGAAGAUUGUGCAGCAAGUAGCACGGAAGCUGGGGAGGGCUUGUCUACACGGGGCCGUUUAAGUGAGAGAAUGCAAACAAAAGAAGGGAACUUGUGGAAGGAAUUGUGGGCGGCUGCAAAACCAAUACCUGCUGUUGAACAGGCACCUAUAUAUGAUGAAGAUUUAGCUGUGGAGAGCAUCUUUGAUGCCUUGGAAGUUAUUGAACCGUCAAAACUUUUUGAGCAGCUACUAGCUGUCGUUCUUUCUGUAUGCUUUGCAGCAGCAGAAUUGGUGCUUCCGGCAGGUAGCAAACUGUCGAAAUUAUUCUACGACUCUAAAGACUACAUAAUUAGCAUUUACCAAGAUGACAUGUCAAAAGAGAAGCUAGACGAGAUAUGCAAGAUCUACGAGACGAUGGAAGCCAUAGUAACUCACCCAGAAGAAACUCUUCAGAUCAUGGAGGCACCUGAUGAAAAAUCUCUUGAGAAUAAAAACCGCUUCAAGCUGAAGCUCAACUUUAUUGGCAAAGAUCGCCAGCCACUAUGGAAGCGUGCACCAAAGGACCUGAAGGACGAGAAAAAAUCAUCACCGAAUGACGAGAGAAAAUCGCCAGAGGAAAGGAGCACGAAAAUCUUCUCAAACCUUCUUGACAAGAAGGUUUCCAUAUUCUCAAAAAGGAAUUCAAAAUCACCAGAGGUACCGCCACCGCCUCCCCCUCCAUCUGCUCCUGGACCAUUCGAUGAUAGUGAGUGGAUGAUUUUGUAGAUGCAAAUUAUGGGUGUUCCCUUUGUACCAACUUGUAGAGAAUUGCCCCCCAAGAUGUCGGGAAUAAGCUCAAGCUGUAAAUACUCGAUCCAAUUCAUUAACCCUUCUGAAAUAAAGCAAAAAAAGAAAGAAAGAAAAAAAAAGAGAUGAAGGUUUCAAUCUAA
This is a messenger RNA of Oryza brachyantha (malo sina), 2230 nucleotides long. RefSeq names its product rab3 GTPase-activating protein catalytic subunit. Gene Ontology annotation, biological process: positive regulation of GTPase activity. Lineage: Eukaryota; Viridiplantae; Streptophyta; Magnoliopsida; Poales; Poaceae. The transcript is spliced from 13 exons. Gene Ontology annotation, molecular function: GTPase activator activity. The record is from RefSeq and is a predicted model, not a curated record. Bases 102 to 2066 code for a protein of 654 amino acids.